Messenger RNA from Fonsecaea multimorphosa CBS 102226, 558 nucleotides. RefSeq lists its product as uncharacterized. The transcript has 2 exons. Lineage: Eukaryota; Fungi; Ascomycota; Eurotiomycetes; Chaetothyriales; Herpotrichiellaceae. The coding region runs from base 1 to 558 and encodes 185 amino acids. The record is from RefSeq and is a predicted model, not a curated record.
AUGGUCAACACGAGCUUCCCGACACUGCCCUUCGUCUUCCGCGUCACAAUGACUUCGGCCAUCGAGCCGACCGCGUUGGAUUUUGGUGUGACUAUUGAUCCACUGUGCCCCGACCAGACGUCCAAUUGCAUCUCCGACCCCGGUUUGGCAAUUCCACGAAUGCGUGCUGUUGUUGAUGGGCGUCGCUGUGAUUUUGGUGAUCACCUGUCGUUUGAUUGGGCUAUUGGUGGUUGUUCUGACGAGAAUCUUCUUGACGAAAGUUCUGCUCUUGAUGCAUCAUUGGAAAGCGCAGAGCCAGAAUCUCGAAGUCUCUUCCAGUCUCGUUGGAUGGUUGAGGGUGAGACUGCUUUGAAGACUUUCCCAGGACGUGACUUGGCCAAGGAUUAUACCCCAUCGUCCGGUCAAGCUCGCAAGGAAGUAUGGGUCAGCCGUCAGGACGAGGUCGACGGCGUCAAAUCCUCCAAUGGACCGUCCACUGCAGGCAGCGGUUGGAGAAUCCAACAGUUACCGCCCCAUGGAAACCCCCCUGGGUUCGACCUGGGCCACCGUAUUAUGUAG